Apiotrichum porosum is the source of this 2337-nucleotide messenger RNA. RefSeq lists its product as uncharacterized. The record is from RefSeq and is a predicted model, not a curated record. Bases 1 to 2337 code for a protein of 778 amino acids. Gene Ontology annotation, biological process: protein deubiquitination. Gene Ontology annotation, cellular component: nucleus; cytosol. The transcript is spliced from 7 exons. NCBI's taxonomy places the organism in Eukaryota, Fungi, Basidiomycota, Tremellomycetes, Trichosporonales, Trichosporonaceae.
AUGUCCGCCAACGAGGAGGUCCGCGUCGCCCUUCUCGACAUGGGCGUCGACGCGCCCAAAUCUCACCAGGCGGCAGUGCGUUUCCAUACCGUUGACGCCGCCAUCAACUGGGUUUUUGGCGAGGGCGAAUCGUGGACACCAGAAGCGGAACCCACGCCAUCGUACAACAACACCGCCUGGCCAGCUGAGCCCGCUGCCGUCCCAACUCUACCACCUCGGACCGGCAAUCCCUUCCGCCCCGGCCCAGCAACUCCAUACAUCUCCCCAGGAGCAGGUCCCGUCCGGCUCGACAAUGAUGACGAUGACGAGGAGUUGCUGAUGGCGUUAGAGCUGAGCCGGAGGAACCCCGACGAGGACACCCAGGGCGGUGCCGGUGCGAGUGCCAGUGGUGGCGCGGUGAUCGGCACGACCAACCUGAGCACCAGCGCCCCGACCGCAGCGGACGCGGGGCUGUCUCGAGAAGAGCGUGAACGGAGCGUACGUGCGUCGGCACCGCCACCUUCCCCACACAGGCAGAACAGCGACGAGCCUCUCCUGGCCUUUGGACCGAGCGAGCGGAAUGACCUCGACGGCAAGCUCGCAAUGGUGCCAACCGGCGCGGCGGCGAGCAACAAGGAAGAAGAGGAUUUCCAGCGUGCUCUGCAAGAGUCUAUGAUGACUGCGAGCUUUCAUUCCAUCCCGAGCGAGGAGGAGAACAUUCCAAUCCCAGUUGACAGGAAGCCUGGAGCGCCCGUGGUGUACCUCACUGUCCAAGCUCCCGCCUUUGCUGCCAACCUGCUGCAGGCAUUUGCAGCUGUCCCUCAGCUUCGGGACGUGUUUGCUGGUUUGGCUCAUGAUGUUGAUGACCCACAAGAACUCAACGCACUGCAAGAGUUGAUGAGCGAGCAAUAUUCCGGCAAGGAAAACUUCGUCAAUGUCGACAACCUCGUUGCCGGCCUAAACAGCAGUUUUGAAGUCUACUCGCCCCGUCUGCCUCCUCACCAAGAGAUUCUCGAGCGGUGGCUUCCCCGUGUCAGCGACCUGCUCGUUCAGGCUGCCGGCACCAGGUCUCAGCUCAUCGACUUUGACAAUGCUUUAGGCGACUUUUAUCGCAAGCCCGAGCAACUCCUCAUUACCCGCCUGUCGUCCGCGCCAGAUGUUCCUCACCCCUACGUCGAAUUCGGGCGCGGCGGCCUGUCGGCGCCUACUUCUGUCCACCCCAACCUCGCUUCCAUCCUGUGGACGGCUGACACCCCAAUGGAGAGCAUUUCGUCUCUCGCUGACAUUGUGUUCGUCUCCCUCCGCCGCACACCGGGCAUCUCGGUGCAAAAGUGGGACCUCGAGCAGGAGAUUGUGCUCGACAGGUAUCUCACGCACAACGCUGUGUCGACGAUGCAGGUCCGUGCUCAGCAGAGUGCCAUCCAGGGCGAACUGAAGAGGUUGAAGGAGCAGGCUGAACAUUUGAGUUCUUUCAGGGGCAACAACAUCCCGGACGCGAUCCAGACGCUUAUCAAACACCUCUCCACCACCUCGUCCUUUGACAACGUGCAAGCCGAGACUCGUACCGAACUCAAGACCAAGCUCGAGCGGAUCGCCACAACGAUGAGCGACAAGGCUGCCCGGCUUCAAACAGACGUGGCUGACCGUGAGAAAUUGGUAUCGGGAGCCCUCUUCGAGACCGCCGACCCUACCAAGAAUGAGCACAAGUACAUUCUCCGCGCUAUCUUGUGGCACGACGGUUUCAUGACCCCCGGCAGACACCUGUUCACCUAUGUCCGCGGCGACGUGGACAAGUCUACAGGCGUGGCGGACUGGUGGCGCAUCCAAGACGAUGCCGAGAAGGUGUCCUGGGAGGACGUGGCAAGCGACGUCACGGGCCAGUUUACCGACGGUGGACCGUACCUCCUCGUCUACAGCCGGGAGGGAAGCCGUCCUGCUCUUCCGAGCCCCGAGCCCGAGCCCGAAACCUCAGCCGAGAAGCAGAUGUCGGUCGACAGCGUUGGCGGCAGCAUCCCCAUUCCGGUCGGUACGGGUCCCGCCGACGCAAUUAGCGUCGAUGAGGAGCAAGGGUUAAUCGACCUCACCGACACUCCCAACCCCGAGGAAGUCAAGCCUGCCCCGUCGACCAUGGAUGCACUUGUCACACCGGCCGAGGGCGACACCGCCUCUCCUGCCGCGGUGCCAGGUAGUAUCGAGGUAAACACCGCCGUGCUCCCCACAGCGCUGCAGACCACCUCCCCAGUCGGCAGCAUGAGUCUCCCAUCCGUUCCCCUAAUCUCGCCCCAGGGCUCUCGCUCGCGGUCGUCCCAGUCGCAGAACUGGAUCCCCGGCGCGCGUCGAUCCACGUCCCCGAAGUGA